Messenger RNA from Seminavis robusta, 1296 nucleotides. Lineage: Eukaryota; Bacillariophyta; Bacillariophyceae; Naviculales; Naviculaceae. The record is from the annotation of a GenBank genome assembly.
AAUCCGGACUGUUUGCUAAACGGCACGUGCAUACGGUAUACUCACGCACCCCAUUCAUCCAGCCAAUAGAGUUAGGGCCAAUCAACUAUGCCGACGUUUCCACCCAGAAAGAUUUGCAAGCCAAACAAAAGAUCCAAGGAGAACGGCAAAACCCAAUAGCCGUUUUUAGCAGUACUACAUGUAUGCAUACAUGGAAGGGAAGGACGACGCUAAGAGCUGUCCACCAUGGCACAGACCUAUUAUGAUGACGUUGGGCGGAUGUUUUGCAACAGUCACCGCCGUGGUCUCUGCCAUGAAUGCUGCAUGGAUUUCGAAGACAUCAAUCGGAUGGUAGAAGAGGAAGCUGGACUUCGCAAACCCAGAACUGAUUUGGAGAAGGCUGCCGAGGAUUUCGUCUCCAGUGAUGUGGCCUUGAGAAGAAUGGAAAGUGAAAUGGGCAUGGGACCUGGUCAUCCUGUCUAUGAACAAAAUCGUCAGUUUCAGCUCGAAUUGCUUCAAAAAUGGAAUUUCGCCAGAGAAAACGCCGACGCUCAAGCAGCCAAUGAAGCCUUUCGCAAGGCAUUGAUGAAAGAACACCGUCAUGCUGCAGAGCUACGCACCAUUGGUCAAGCAUGGCAGCGAGAAAACCCAGGUCAACAGGUUAUGCAAUUUGGUGGACCGGAAACACAACGAUUGUACGACCAGUUUGUGGCUCCGCCGCCUCAGCGGGCUGACGAUAAUAAGCCACGCGCCGAUAAAUACACGUGUGCGUUUUGUGGCAAAGCCAGCGACAAGAAGAUGGCAUGUUGCUCCAUUUGCAAAUUGACAUCGUACUGCAGCAGGAACUGUCAAAAAACUGCUUGGAAGGCACACAAGCUCGUUUGCAAGCCCACCGACAAGGAACCCAAAGGCAUGAAAACUCUGACGUGGGCACAAGUCGAAGCUCACCAGGGGAGACCCGUUGAUGGAAAGACUUUGGAAGUCCGAGUGAUGCAAGACGAGUCCAUGAUGCGUCAAGUAUUCCAAUGCAAAGAUAGGACAGGCCAAAUCGAACGGGUGACGGCCUAUACGAACAGCCGGCGUAUUCCCGGAAUGAAACCUGGUGUGAUUUUGCGCUGGAAAAAUCCUCGUUUUCAUUGCUUUAUGGAUGGCAGCAGAGGAGCCCGAAUUGAGGAGGAGGAUCUAGCCAAUGUUACCGUUGUCACCGAAUAAAGUGGAAGUUGAGUGGAAAAAGUACCGGUAGGUUGGUGGGAGAGAAAGCUCCCACUGCAUACAGUAGUUAUUGCUUUUAAAGUUGAUAUUUAUUUUUGCUCGGUC